Aspergillus bombycis is the source of this 942-nucleotide messenger RNA. RefSeq lists its product as uncharacterized. The coding region runs from base 1 to 942 and encodes 313 amino acids. Gene Ontology annotation, biological process: regulation of transcription by RNA polymerase II. The record is from RefSeq and is a predicted model, not a curated record. Gene Ontology annotation, molecular function: DNA-binding transcription activator activity, RNA polymerase II-specific. Lineage: Eukaryota; Fungi; Ascomycota; Eurotiomycetes; Eurotiales; Aspergillaceae. The transcript has a single exon.
AUGGGAGACAACAUCAAACCUGUCUCUGCACCUAAAGAACUCAGCAUGGAAGAAUUAGAGCUCAUGGUCCAGUGGUGUACAGCAACAUAUCGCUCUAUCUCCCGGGAUGACACGGUUGGAUGGAUUUGGCGUGUCGUCGUGCCUCGAGAGGCGAUGCACCACCCCUUCCUCAUGCAUGGUAUUCUCGCAUUGUCGGCACUUCACCUUGCAUUUAACAACAGCGGUACUACAAAGGAGAGCCACUUAGUGCUAGCACGGUCUUACCAAAGCCAGGCGCGGGUCGGCCUAGAGAAGGUGAAGGGUAAACUAAACGACUCCAACUCAAACGCAGUAUUCGCUCUAUACCAUAUAUUGAUUGUAUCUGCAUUCGCUCUUUCUCUCACCGCGGAAUCACAUGAAGAUCAAAACCCAUUAGACGAGCUUUGCGAAAUAUUCCGGCUCACCAGGGCAUUGGGGGAUUCCAUACCAGCGAUCAUCGACGGGGUCAAGUUGGGGGAAAUGAAAGAAUUAGUUGAAUCCAGCGAUCCGCCACCGCGCAUGCCCGACACGUCACGACUCGCUAUAAUGGCGCUUCUCAGAAUGAACGCGACCUUGGCCCGGCAGAACCCGGCGCAUGAGAGUGAUGUUUACAGUCCCACCAUCAAGUACUUAGGAGAGUCACUGGACAAGUUCGCAAGAGGCGGAGAGAUCAUGAUUGCCGCAUUUCAGUGGAUCUUUCAGAUUCCACCGCGAUUCGUUGACUUGCUUAGAGAACGGCAGCCAUUCGCCCUGAUUGUCCUCGGUCAUUUUGCUGUGAUUCUUCACUCCUUAAGAGAACAUUGGUGGAUGGGUGAAUGGGGAGCCAGCCUAAUUAGGCAGAUUGGGCAACACCUCGAUACGGAAUCAAAGCAGUCUUUGAACUGGGUUCUUGAUGCUACGGGAUGCUAUAUUCCCCCACUGUGA